CCGCCGACGAUGAGUGAUAACGCAGAAUACAAGGAAGCUUUCGCGCUGUUUGACAAGAAGGGUACCGGUGCUGUGCCUAGGGAGGUGCUGGGCGAUCUGUUGCGCGCUUUGGGCCAGAAUCCAACACAGGCAGAGGUGGCCGACAUUGUGAACAGUGCACCUAGGGAUGUUGACUACAAGACAUUCCUCACUAUACUCAACCGACCGGAUGGCUUCAAACCCGCAGGAACGCCAGAGGAGUUCAUCCGCGGAUUCCAAGUAUUCGACAAGGAAGGAAACGGUUUCAUCGGCGCCGGCGAGCUUCGAUACGUACUGACUCAGCUUGGCGAGAAGAUGACUGACGAAGAAGUCGACGAGCUGCUGAAGGGUGUUCAGAUCGGAGCGGAUGGCAAUGUGAAUUACGAGUCGUUCGUCCGCACUAUCCUCAGCCAAUAGGCCAGAAUGGAACCACAUUGCACUGCAGAAGCUGCUCGGGAAUGGUGAACUCAUAUGUAUUUUGUACCUCGAUAGCUACUUCUACGACGUCUGCAGCCUGCUUAGCCUGUACAUGAAUUGGCUCGACAGUCAUCAGGUGAAUGAAGGUACCAAUAGCACCG
Messenger RNA from Punctularia strigosozonata HHB-11173 SS5, 596 nucleotides. Its product is annotated as myosin regulatory light chain cdc4. NCBI's taxonomy places the organism in Eukaryota, Fungi, Basidiomycota, Agaricomycetes, Corticiales, Punctulariaceae. The transcript is spliced from 7 exons. The record is from RefSeq and is a predicted model, not a curated record. Gene Ontology annotation, cellular component: myosin II complex. Gene Ontology annotation, biological process: mitotic actomyosin contractile ring assembly. Gene Ontology annotation, molecular function: calcium ion binding. Bases 10 to 435 code for a protein of 141 amino acids.